This is a messenger RNA of Wyeomyia smithii (pitcher-plant mosquito), 1562 nucleotides long. RefSeq lists its product as uncharacterized. The transcript is spliced from 5 exons. Lineage: Eukaryota; Metazoa; Arthropoda; Insecta; Diptera; Culicidae. Gene Ontology annotation, biological process: sensory perception of taste. Gene Ontology annotation, cellular component: neuronal cell body; membrane; dendrite. The record is from RefSeq and is a predicted model, not a curated record. Bases 1 to 1197 code for a protein of 398 amino acids.
AUGAAAACGAAUCGGUUUACGGUGGUUCGGUAUUGUUUAGCAAUGUUCUAUCUUCUGUCUAUUUUGCUUGGCUUCACGAUUCAUCUAUUCAAUCGUAGUAAAAAAGAGCUUCAGGUUUCCAAACUUUUAACGUGUUACAGUGUCGGAUUGAGUAUAAUUCCUUGCAUGUACUAUAAAACGGCUAGCGAACUGUUGGCGCUCGGGGGCCAACGCAGCACCGUUACUGUUGUGGUCGACGCCAUUGAGUCUAUACUGUUAGUUUACUCGAUGUUCAUCGGUACAAUUCGUCGAUAUUUCAAGCAUUCCUUGAUGGAGGAGAUUUACCGAGAUUUUAAAAGUAUACCUGGUUCUUUUGGGUUUACUCUAAGGAAAUCAUACGAAGAAGCUAAUACGAAAGUGUUGAAAAAAAUGUUAAUCAGUAUUGUUUUGGUAACAUUACCAAUGGUGUGCAUUUGCACGCAGAAACUUGUAAUUCUAAAACAAUCAAUGGAUUAUUUAGCUAUGUUUACGUCACUAUAUCCCAAGCUGCUGAUGGUGAACAUUGUUGGAUGGAAUUAUCUGAUGAUUAUAUACGUGCAUCGACUGUUCGAACUAAUGAAUCAGAAAUUGAUAAAACUGCAUUGCGAUGUAAAGCGGGAGCUUGACAUUGACAGCAAUUUGAUUCACCACCAAGGAAAGCAUGCUCAAAAUCUUAAUAAAAUUGUAACUCUGCGAAGCCGAAUUGCUAGUUUAGCACUGAAAGUGGAGAAGUUGUCAACCUAUACGAUGCUUGUCAUUCUUACCUUGAUUGCAAUUUUAACACUUGGUCAGACGAAUUUUCUAUUUAUUAGCAUAUAUCGUUACUUUCGCUUCAAUAUUAGUGUGGGAGCGCCUAUGAAUCUGGCAGUAGUGUUCAUGUGCGUUUUAAACUUAUACGAAGCCUAUUGUAUAGCGAAUGCAUGCGAGAUCACUAUGGAACAGUCGCGUAGAACAGCGGAAAUCCUGUACCGGUUUAAUAUGCUGGACUUAGACAUACGGCUGAAGCAAAAUAUCGAACUAUUUCUGAUCCAACUGAUCCACCAACCUGCCAAAUUUACGGCGCUUGGGAUUACAAUUGGCUACACGACGCUGUUGUCGAUAAUUUCAUCAGUUACGAGCUAUCUGGUCAUAGUUAUUCAGUUCGAGAUUGCCAGCAACAACUGCAGCGGGAAACAAUAGUAAACCCAUGCUUUCGCUUGAUUGUGGAAUACCUAAACUUUAUUUCAUCAAUAGCUUUUUUAAGAUAUAUACUUUUCAAAGAGAAAUAGUUAACAAUAAUUUAUCAUUUUUCUGUUUCCUGUUUCGUAUGAAAUAUAGACAAUUAUAAGGUAUCACGCUAGUGUACAUAGCACAUAGAACAUAAUCAUAAGCGACUAAACAGUUGGGAUCUCCACGAGAAAAAUAGAAGACUACUUAGCAGACUAUAUGUAGGUAGUGCUUGUUGGCGCUUUCGAAUGCGCCGAUAGCAUUGCCUUUCCUUUACUUAUGAUUGUAAUCAUAAUUAUAAUAACAGGUGUUUGUAACGAGACGAAAGAAGCUGAUGU